This is a messenger RNA of Ceratotherium simum simum (southern white rhinoceros), 3409 nucleotides long. It is a transcript of the gene AMOTL1, whose product is annotated as angiomotin like 1. Lineage: Eukaryota; Metazoa; Chordata; Mammalia; Perissodactyla; Rhinocerotidae. Gene Ontology annotation, biological process: angiogenesis; establishment of cell polarity involved in ameboidal cell migration; actin cytoskeleton organization. Gene Ontology annotation, cellular component: plasma membrane; cytoplasmic vesicle; bicellular tight junction. The record is from RefSeq and is a predicted model, not a curated record.
CUAAAGGCUGAGCAUGUCUGGGCAGUGGCUGCAUAAUUUGGAUGGAGUCAUCACUGAUGAGGCAGAGUUGGCUCAGCCAGGGAGCACUCGUUGCUCUUUUAAACUCCACGGCACCAGGGAUGAAGUCACCUUUCUUCUUUUAAAACCAACAGAUUUGCCCUGUGAGUCGCUGUCACUUCUAUCAGAACUUGUUGUUUUUUCCACUGCCAGUCACCAGGACCUUCUCUCAGCAGAUUCCAUUUGAUCUGAGAGCAGCACAUACAAGAGACUUACUAGAAGCAUGGACCUCAGUGAAAAAUGGCCUUUGGAAGAAGGAACCUGGUUGUCUCAUGCUGGAAUCCAUCAUUUUGCCAACACUAGAGGGGACAGUGAGUUUGUGGAAGCCUCUCCCGCGCCCUACAGCUCAGAGGAGUUAGGACCCGCUCCUGUUUGUUACAGUCCCAGUAGUCCUGUCCAGAUUCUAGAAGACCCCAACUACUUUUUCCCAGACUUUCAGCUCUAUUCUGGGAGGCAUGAAGCAUCUGCUUUGACGGUGGAGGCGAACAGUAGCAUUAGGGAAAAAGUUGUUGAGGAUCCUCUUUGUAACUUCCACUCCCCAAACUUCCCGAGGAUCUCAGAGGUGGAAAUGAGAGGUUCCGAGGAUGCGGCAGCUGGAACAGUAUUACAGCGGCUGAUCCAGGAACAACUGCGGUAUGGCACCCCGACUGAGAACAUGAACUUGCUGGCCAUUCAGCACCAGGCCACAGGGAGCGCAGGACCAGCCCACCCUACAAACAACUUUUCUUCCACGGAAAACCUCGCUCAAGAAGACCCACAAAUGGUCUACCAGUCAGCACGCCAGGAACCCCAGGGUCAAGAACACCAGGUGGACAAUACGGUGAUGGAGAAACAGGUCCGGUCCACGCAGCCUCAGCAGAACAAUGAGGAACUGCCCACUUAUGAGGAGGCCAAAGCGCAGUCCCAGUUCUUUAGGGGGCAGCAGCAGCAGCAACAGCAACAGCAGGGGGCUGUAGGUCAUGGUUACUACAUGGCUGGGGGCACCAGUCAGAAGUCCCGGACUGAGGGGAGGCCCACAGUGAACCGUGCCAACAGUGGACAGGCACAUAAGGAUGAGGCGCUGAAAGAACUUAAGCAGGGCCACGUCCGCUCUCUCAGUGAGAGAAUCAUGCAGCUGUCAUUGGAGAGGAACGGUGCCAAGCAACACCUCCCUGGGUCAGGGAAUGGAAAAGGGUUCAAGGCAGGAGGGGGACCCUCCUCAGCCCAGCCUGCAGGUAAAGUUCUGGACCCCCGGGGACCUCCACCCGAGUACCCCUUCAAGACCAAGCAAAUGAUGUCUCCGGUCAGCAAGACCCAGGAGCAUGGACUUUUCUACAGUGACCAGCACCCUGGGAUGCUCCAUGAGAUGGUCAAGCCCUACCCUGCUCCUCAGCCUGCGAGAACAGAAGUGGCCGUCCUGAGGUACCAGCCGCCCCCAGAGUAUGGGGUAACAAGCCGCCCAUGCCAACUUCCUUUCCCGUCAACAGUGCAGCAGCACAGCCCGAUGUCCUCCCAGAACUCCUCUGUCAGCGGGCCUCUGCACUCCGUCUCCUUGCCACUUCCGCUUCCCAUGACCCUGGCAGCUCCACAGCCCCCGCCUGCCGCCUCCCCUAGCCAGCAGCUUGGUCCAGAUGCGUUUGCGAUCGUGGAGCGAGCCCAGCAGAUGGUGGAGAUACUAACAGAGGAGAACCGGGUGCUUCACCAGGAACUUCAGGGUUACUAUGACAAUGCUGACAAGCUCCACAAGUUUGAAAAAGAACUUCAGAGAAUUUCGGAAGCCUAUGAGAGUCUGGUCAAGUCUACCACCAAGAGAGAGUCACUGGACAAGGCCAUGAGAAACAAACUAGAAGGCGAGAUUCGGAGACUUCAUGAUUUCAACAGAGACCUCCGAGAUCGUCUGGAGACUGCCAACAGGCAACUGUCCAGCAGGGAAUAUGAUGGGCAUGAAGACAGAGCUGCGGAGGGACUUUAUGCUUCCCAGAAUAAAGAAUACUUGAAGGAAAAGGAGAAGCUAGAAAUGGAGUUAGCAGCAGUGAGGACUGCGAGUGAGGACCACCGGAGACACAUUGAGAUCCUGGACCAGGCUCUGAGCAAUGCCCAGGCCAAGGUCAUCAAGCUGGAAGAGGAGUUACGAGAGAAGCAAGCAUAUGUUGAGAAGGUGGAGAAGCUGCAGCAGGCCCUGACCCAGCUGCAGUCAGCAUGUGAGAAGCGAGAGCAGAUGGAGCGGAGACUGCGGACCUGGCUGGAGAGAGAGCUGGAUGCGCUGAGAACCCAGCAGAAACAUGGAAAUGGCCCACCAACCAGCAUGCCAGAAUACAAUGCCCCGGCUCUCAUGGAACUCGUGAGGGAGAAGGAGGAGCGGAUCCUGGCCCUAGAGGCCGACAUGACCAAGUGGGAGCAGAAGUACCUGGAAGAGAGCACCAUCCGACACUUUGCCAUGAACGCUGCAGCCACUGCCGCAGCCGAGAGGGACACGACGAUCAUCAACCACUCGAGGAACGGCAGCUAUGGUGAGAGCUCGCUGGAGGCCCACAUCUGGCAGGAGGAGGAGGAGGUGGUACAGGCCACCAGGAGGUGUCAGGACAUGGAAUACACUAUUAAAAAUCUCCAUGCCAAAAUCAUAGAGAAGGAUGCCAUGAUUAAGGUCCUUCAGCAGCGAUCCCGUAAAGAUGCCGGGAAGACCGACACCUCAAGCCUGCGGCCUGCCCGCUCUGUGCCGUCCAUUGCCGCAGCCACUGGGACCCACUCUCGCCAGACCUCUCUUACCAGUAGCCAGUUAGCCGAAGAGAAGAAGGAAGAGAAGACCUGGAAGGGGAGCAUAGGGUUGCUGCUGGGGAAGGAGCACCAUGAACACGCCUCCACCCCCGUGCUGCCCACCCCACCCGCCGCAGCGCUGGCCCCCACAACCUCUGCCACGUCUGCCAGCAGCGCCCACGCCAAGACGGGCAGCAAGGACAGCAGCACCCAGACAGACAAGAGCGCUGAACUCUUCUGGCCCAGCAUGGCCUCCCUGCCCAACCGCGGCCGGCUGAGCGCGACCCCUUCCAACAGCCCAGUCCUGAGACACCCAGCGGCCAAAGGGGCUGCAGAGAAACCAGAGAACUCUCUUGGCCAUGGGAAGUCACCCGAGCACAAAGGCCGCGUCAGCAGCUUGCUCCACAAGCCCGAGUUUCCUGACGGAGAGAUGAUGGAAGUUCUCAUCUAACAUUGGCCUCCCUGCUGAAUUCCGUAACAGAACAUUGACAAACGAGGAACGUGGCAGAGAGGGAGAGGAAAGAUCGAGAAGGUUGUGGAUGGGAAAUCAGAAAUGAUUUGAACUGAUAAGGAUUUCAGAUUACUAAGAACACUUUUCAUAAAUGUUCAGAAAAAAAAA